AGGACAGAGAGAGGGGAACUGUCAUUUAGUGAAGCCAAGCACAGAGAGAUACCUGGAUACCUUUUCUGCGUGUGCCUCUCAGCUACAGCGACCGGGAUUGACUUUGGCUGCAAUGACAUUAGAACUCACCUGGGCAGCAUACACAGAAACACAAAUACACACAUUUUUUGGCUCUACACUCUACUCUUUUUCAGAGUAGUUAUAGCUCAGAGGCAGGAGCCCUACUGUUUUUUUCUCUGGUGUGCAGCCUGUAGUAGGUCGCCGGCGAUGUCGUGGGACUGUGGCCUGAAGUACAUGUUCUCCGCAUCCCCUGCACUGCAGCCGGGGAGCAUGUGUAUCCUGCAUGAUAAGGAGGAUCUGUCCCGACUGGAGAUGGUCCAGAGACUGGCCAAGGAUGGCUGCCGCUUCCUGCAGAACCACAGCAAGGGCCCGGAGAGGACAAGUGAGCCCCAGAGUGACGAGGCAGUCCGCGUGUGUCUGAGGGAGAGGGGCCGCGAUGUGCUGGUUCUCCAGAGAAUAUCGCCAGAGCAGCCAACCCUCUCUGCAUCGGCGAGGGGAGGGGGGAGAGAGGAGGCGAGGAACAGGAGGUUCGUGGUGGUCUCAGGGACCCCAGAGAAGAUCCUGGAGCACUUGCUGAAUGACCUGACACUAGAAGAAGACCAGGGGACAUCCCAGGGCAAAGAGUCAGAUACACUACUGGAUGAUUUUCUGCUGACCUACCCAGUGUUCAUGUCAACCAGUGAUUUAUGUCAAGCUCUGCUGGGACACUAUUGCACCAAGCGCCACAGAGGGAAGGAGGACAGGAAGGAGGCUGUGGAGAGGAAACAGAAAGUCCUUCACCUGGUGUCGCAGUGGAUGGCCCUCUGCAGAGACUUCCUGAGGGACGACGAGCAUGUCAAGCUGUUCAUGAAGACUUUGUAUCGUUACGUGUUGGAUGAUCUCUAUGAGCACCCAUCCCUGGAGAAGGAUGUGAGGGAACUGCAGAGACUGUACCAGCUGCACCGCACACAUACGGUGGAUAACUAUUCCCCUCAAAGAAAGAGCAAAGCACUUUUCCACCAAUCGAGCCUAAAAGAGAACAGGCUCCAGUCCAGAGGAACACAGAGGGAGAACAAGGAAGUGCUGUGUCACGUGUAUAUCACCAUGGACUCGUUCCUGAGUAUGAGGGCCCACGGCGGGGUGGUGGCCCAGGAGCUGCUUCAGGCCGUGGCAGAGAGGAUGGACGUCCCACUCGGGGAACUGGUGCUGGUGGCUGUCACUUACAAUGGGGGGAGGCUCCUGCUGCAGCCUCAGGACAGAGUCUUCUCUGAUUCACUACGGCCGGUGGGGAGGCUGCAUGUGUGCAGGAAGGACCUGGGUGAAGUCCUGAACCCGUUCACCGACAACUCAGAGCUCCAACAGAGGACGGCACGCAUGCUCAGUUUAAACACGUGGGACGUGGCGGUCGCUCUCACCAACUUUGACUGGACCAUCUUUGCCUCAAUACACGAGCAAGAACUGGUGUAUUUCACCUUCAGUCGCCACAGCAGCAGCAGCCACACGGUGGCGCUGGAGCUGCUGCUGCAGCGCUGCAAUGAGGUCCAGCUGUGGGUGAUGACCGAGGUGCUGCUGUGCCCAACGCUCUGCAAACGGGUCCAACUCAUCAAGAAGUUCAUCAAGAUCGCUGCUCACUGUAAAGCACAGAGGAACCUCAACUGUUUCUUCGCCAUUAUAAUGGGCCUGACCACUGCAGCUGUUAGCCGCCUCAGUCAGACAUGGGAGAAGAUGCCUGGCAAAUUCAAAAAGCUGUUUACAGAACUGGAGACAGUUACAGAUCCCUCGCUGAACCACAAGGCCUACAGGGACUCCUUCAAGAAGAUGAAGGCUCCAAAGAUCCCCUUCCCUCCUCUGCUACUGAAAGAUAUUACGUUCAUUCACGAAGGCAACAAGACGUUUCAUGAUAACCUGGUUAAUUUUGAAAAGCUGCACAUGAUCGCAGAGACAGUGCGACUCAUCCGGCAGUGUCAGAAAGAUCCCAUGGGUAACGGCAUCACCCAGAAGAGCAGCGCAGAAGUGCGAGCGUACAUCGACGACCUGCAUAUCAUCGACAAUCAGCAGACUCUGUUUGAACUGUCUCACAGGCUGGAGCCCCGUGCUUAAGAGAGCAGCUCUCACUGCACCCCCCCCCCACUGUGUCAGCCACACUGUCGGAUUGCCAAGGAACGAUUUAUCGCUGUCUCAUCUAUCUCUCAGGACUCAGUCAGCAAUCAGAGGCCGCUCAGUCAGGAGAGUGACACCACAGAUGGGACUAAGCAGAAACAGAAGCAUCUUAGGUUAAAUGCACACGUGUUUGCAUAGGUCCAUAACAGUGUCAGUGAUUCAAAACGCCUGAAAGCAGGUCCAGCUGCACGGCCAGCAGAUCUACUUCAACUAAACUGCCUGGAAGACAUCUAUAGGUCUUGAUCCAUGUGUCGAAACCAAACCUGCUGCUAUUACUUUAGUUCUUACAGGCACAAGUUGGCUGAGCUGUUCUCAGAAUGAUACAACAGCUCCCCCUAGUGGAGAAGCAGCAGGCUGCAAUAACAGCACGUUUGAAGAUGGAAGUGCUUCCCAACUGCUAAGAAAAACCCAGAACAUGAAGGUGCAAACAAAAGGUGUUGAGUUUGACUUAAAGGUCCACUUAGUAGCCUUUUACCCACACAAAUCACAUCAGAAGUGAUUGAGAUGCAGGUUCACUCAUGACACUGGACAUCUUUUUGUAUUUUUCACCAUUUAAAGAUCUGGCAGCGACAGUUUGUUUUAUCCGAGACAACCAAAGAGUAUCUCAGUCCAAUAUUGUACACACACACUUGUUUUCUUCAGACAGGAUCCAGAUGUUCUCUUUGCCAGAUGCAGGACAUGCAUCAGUAAUGAAUCAGUACACUGUAUGCACAACAAGCUGAAUCAAGAGGACAGAUUUAGGGAAAAUGAUUGUUAAAUAUUUAACAUUUUCAUAUAUUAUUUUCAUUAUGUAUUUUUACAGAAUUCCCUUACCAUAUAUUUUUUAUCGUUGAACCAGAGUGUAUGAGAUGGGGCAACUCAGAUGGUUUUAGAACAGUGAAUUAGAUAAGAAUACAAAAUGUAUUUCUUUGAUGUGUGGGAAAAGCUUUGUGUCCUGGCUGUCUGUGAGACAUAAUCACGUACAGUAUGUUAUUGCUAUAUACCAUUAAAAACGCCUGUUUAAAGUGAU
Messenger RNA from Trematomus bernacchii (emerald rockcod), 3208 nucleotides. Its product is annotated as rap guanine nucleotide exchange factor 5-like. Gene Ontology annotation, cellular component: plasma membrane. The record is from RefSeq and is a predicted model, not a curated record. Gene Ontology annotation, biological process: positive regulation of GTPase activity; Ras protein signal transduction. Gene Ontology annotation, molecular function: guanyl-nucleotide exchange factor activity. The transcript is spliced from 18 exons. Bases 268 to 2139 code for a protein of 623 amino acids. NCBI's taxonomy places the organism in Eukaryota, Metazoa, Chordata, Actinopteri, Perciformes, Nototheniidae.